Dentiscutata erythropus is the source of this 633-nucleotide messenger RNA. Lineage: Eukaryota; Fungi; Glomeromycota; Glomeromycetes; Diversisporales; Gigasporaceae. The record is from the annotation of a GenBank genome assembly.
AUGAACCCAAUUCUUUUAAAAUCCUUAAACGUUAUUGUAUGUCUCUUACUAAUAGGUGCAACUAUCUUUACACUACUUACGACUGAAUCAUUCCCAAGCAGCAGUGAUAUUAAUAAUGCCACCAAUGCACAAAAUUCAACCAGUUCAUACACUUAUCUUACACCCGCAACUUACACUUUUGGAAUCCUAUUUGUGCUCUAUUUUUGGCUUGUUAUUUUUGUAAUUUAUCAAUGGUUUGUAGAUGAAAUCGAUUACAGUAUUGUUGUUGAAGGAUUUUUCGAAAAUCUCUUGAUUCGUAAAUUGUUUUCUAUUUGGGCAGCUUGCUCUUUAUAUGCUUUAUUUCUAGAUUUUUGGAUUGCUAUCCCCGCUCUUGAUACUGUUCUUUUGUCAGUUAUUGCUUUAAUUAUUUUAAUAAUUAUUGGUUUGUUUGUAGUAGAUUAUUAUCCAAAUCACGAUUUUAUUUUUUCUCUUGUUAUUGUCUGGAUAUUAAUUGGUGUUGCUAUUUAUUCAAUUAAUGUAUUUCCUGUAUUUACAGUUAUUGUAUUAGGAAUUGGUUUGAUUACUGGUGGUAUUUUUAAAUCCAUUUUUAAUAUGUUUUAUGAACAGCAUAAGAGUAUGAACAUUCUUGAUUAA